UUUUUGUCCUUCGGUCCUUCUAACCAAUUUUGCCAGGAAAGAAACUGAAAAAGUAUCGAGGCUUCUCUGCAACUCGGACACCCGCAUACUCUGCAUUCAAUCAUGGAUUUUGUGUCUCUCUUCUUACCUUUUUUCUUUGUGAAGCUUGUUCUCAAAUUAAAGUUUCCAGACUCAACGAUCAUAAGGAGUCUCUUUCAAGCAACCUUCCGCCACUCUCCGCCUCACUAAUCGAUUCCAUCAUCUAACCUCACUUUACCACACUUUCCAUAAUUCCAUACUCAAUUCCAUCUUUGUUUCAUGUUAAAUUGUUAAUAUAUACGUUAGGACGCCAUAGCCUAGCAAUCUCACCCUUGUUUCUGUUUCAUUUUGGCUAUUUUAUAUUGCCAAAACUCCCUAAUCCCCAUUUAUCAGAGCCCAAGUCCGAGAAAUUGAAUCGUGUAUUGUGGAUCGUCUUCAAUUUGACGCCAUGCCGGGUUUAGUUGCGGUGAAAACCCCACCUCAUGCGACGCCGUUCGGGGUCUCCGUUACCGAAUAUUCCAAUGGCGGCGGACAAAGACCUUCUUCGCCCAUCGUGAAGCGUAGCUUAAGGAAGUCACAAGAAAAGCCGAUCACCGACGAUUCCUCCCUCGACAACCCGGACGUAGGUCCAUAUCUUCUGAAGCUAGCCCGAGAUGCGAUAGCUUCGGGCGAGAACCCGAACAAGGCGUUGGACCUUGCGAUCCGGGCGUCCAAAUCGUUCGAACGAUGUUCCGGUCCGGGCCUGGAGCUUGCCAUGUGUUUGCACGUUGUGGCGGCGAUCUACAGUAGUUUGGGGCGGUUCGGGGAGGCGAUUCACGAAUUGGAGCGGUCCAUUGAGCUUCCGGAUCCUGGCAAAGGGUCGGAUCAUGCCAUGGCGAAGUUUUCCGGGUACAUGCAAUUGGGGGAUACAUAUUCGAUGAUUGGGCAGCUGCAACGGUCUAUUAAGUGUUACGGUUCGGGAUUGGAGAUCCAAACGGAGGCUUUGGGAAAGUCCGACCCGCGAGUCGGAGAGACUUGCAGGUACUUAGCUGAAGCACAUGUUCAGGCUAUGCAAUUUGAUGAGGCAGAGAACUUCUGCAAGAAGGCUCUUGAAAUUCACAGGGAGCAUAGCUCCCCAGCUUCCCUUCCUGAAGCAGCUGAUCGGCGCCUUAUGGCUCUUAUAUGUGAUGCAAAGGGAGAUUAUGAAUCGGCACUUGAGCACCUCGUCCUGGCCAGCGUAUCAAUGAUUGCCAAUGGACAAGACGAUGAGGUUGCAGCUAUUGAUGUUAGCAUUGGCGAUAUUUACUUGUCACUCUGUCGUUUUGAUGAGGCUGUCUUUGCCUAUCAGAAAGCUCUUACUGUGUUCAAAUCCACCAAAAGCGAGAACCAUGGUUCUGUGGCAUUAGUAUACAUUCGCCUUGCUGACCUUUACUACAAGACAGGAAAAUUAAGAGAGUCAAAAUCGUACUGUGAAAAUGCCUUGAGAAUAUACAGCAAACCUGUUCCUGGAACCACCUCUGAAGAGAUUGCCAGUGGAUUAACUGAAAUCUCUGCCAUCUAUGAUGGUCUGAAUGAGCCUGAAGAGGCACUGAAGCUCUUGCAGAAGGCAAUGAAGUUAUUGGAGGAUAACCCUGGACAGUAUAGGACGAUCGCAGGAAUUGAAGCACAAAUGGCUGUGUUGUUCUACAUGGUGGGGAAGUUCAAGGAGGCUCAGGACUCUUUUCAAAGCGCUAUCACUAAGCUGAGGGCUAGUGGGGAGAGGAACUCUGCCUUUUUUGGAGUUUUGUUGAACCAAAUGGGACUGGCUUGUGUGCAGCUGUACAAAAUAGGAGAGGCGGCCAAACUUUUUGAAGAGGCAAGAGAGAUAUUGGAGCAGGAGUGUGGGACAUAUCAUUUGGACACUCUAGGAGUGUAUAGCAACCUUGCAGCAACUUAUGAUGCCCUGGGGAGGGUUGAUGAUGCCAUUGAGAUAUUGGAGCAGAUACUGAAGAUGAGGGAAGAAAAGCUUGGAACGGCAAAUCCAGAUGUUGAUGAUGAAAAGAAGAGGCUAUAUGAGCUUUUGAAAGAAACAGGAAGAGUUCGGAAUAAAAAGGGAAAAUCCCUUGAAAAUCUUAUAGAUUCCAACUUUCUAAAGAUGAAGAAAGAAGGAAGGAAGAGAAGGGCUGCAUUUGGUUUGAGAACUUAAAAAAGUGGUCUUGUCUUAACUCUAUUUUCCUCUCCUAUGUUGUUCUUUUUGUGAAGAAAAAAACUACAAAUAAAUAAAUAAAGGGAAAAAAUAAAUAAAACCUCUCUCACAUUCGGUCUCUAGAAGAACAUGUAAAGGCUUUAGAUUGAGAUAUGUUUCUUUAGCUUUAUAUUUCCUAUUGUCAGCUGUCACUCGUUUCUGUUUUAGUUUUUACACCCCCCCCCCCAAAAAAAAAAAAAAAAACUCUUUUCUGUCGGUGAUGCGGUUGUUUUUCACCCGAAGAUAAACCUAUAUUACGAGUGAACAAAUUUCUGCAUCUGCACCUUAUUGGUUAAUAUGUUGCUUUUUCUGUUCCCUGCUCUGAGGCCCUGUGGAAGAAUAAAACUGUGCCUGAGAAAGAAGCUCAGGGUGCAGAUUCGAUCUUGUUUUAGAGGGGGAAAAAUAGCAAGAGUCUUGUACCAUUAAAAAGAGCAAAAAAUACCGACUUUUGUUUGCGCUCCCAUAUCUUCUGGACUAAUCCAUUUCAUUUUAUACAACAGAAACAGAAAACUAACACAAUGCUCAAGCUAGGUUUUGUUAACUAUUACUCAUAACAGUAUCUUGAAAGAUGAGUUAUAUUCGUGUUCAGCAUAUGUUAGACACUUAGAUUACAUCAUUUCAUAUAUAUUGAGAGAAAAGAUGUUUGCGAUCUGAUUCUUCAAUUAAAACAUCACUAUAAAAGAAUUUUUUUAAGCCUUAGCAUUUUAUAAUUAAGCCUUCUAAAAAGAAAGCUCUCCGCUACAUCACCUCAUGUAAAUUUCAUUGUAGAAUUUAAUAACAAAUACCAGCUGGUAAAUUUUACUUUUUCUGUUUAUUUGAUUGUGGUGGUGUCAAUUUGCUCUUAAAGCAUUAUGAUUCAUUAUUCUUAUUUUGUUUCUUUGCAUUCUUUUUCUGUUAUGCAGACUGAUUAAACAUGCGAAUACGUAAUUUUCCAGGUACUUCUAAAACGAAGCGAAGAAGAAUUAAGACAGGAUAUGAAAGAAGUCCUAAUACGGAACAUGUUCAGCUUGAAGAUGAUGACCACGAAGGUAGAAACGAGAGCUGAUUAUUGAUGGAAGCUUUGAAUUCAAUGAAAGAGAUUUCUUCUCCAUAAGUUGCAGUCAAGGAUUGGUUAGGGUCAUAGUCAUUAAAGGGGUAGUAAGCAAACGAGAUGGUAAUAUGAAGCUGAGUCAAGCCGUAGCUAGCUAACUUUUUUGUUUUUUCUUUUCAAUUUUCAAUGAUAGGACAUGAACAGUGAGGAAAAAGAUGAUAUACUAUACUACUACACAAUAAUACUCUUACUUGUAUUAUUGUACACCUAUACCUGGUCGGUUUCAUAUCGUAUAGUUUAAUUAUCAGAAAUAAUAAAGUUAUUCAGAGAGCCGAACAACUUUUCGUUAUGACAUCGAAA
Neltuma alba is the source of this 3611-nucleotide messenger RNA. RefSeq names its product protein KINESIN LIGHT CHAIN-RELATED 1. The transcript is spliced from 3 exons. The record is from RefSeq and is a predicted model, not a curated record. Gene Ontology annotation, molecular function: protein binding. Lineage: Eukaryota; Viridiplantae; Streptophyta; Magnoliopsida; Fabales; Fabaceae. The coding region runs from base 467 to 2182 and encodes 571 amino acids.